GCAGUCUCCGUCACCUCCUCCAUUAUUUCUUCACCCUUUACAACCAUUCCUUCAUAGUUUUUCUGUAUCCCAUCAAGCUUUGGAUCUCCACCACCAUCAUCAAUGGCGUCAAUCAGCUCUCUCAAGCUAGUUUCGUCUCUCAACCUCUCCAACAAGACAUCCAUCUCAUCCUCCCAAUCAUCGAACCUAUUGGGGUUCACUCACUCACAGGCCUUCUCUACCCAACCAAUGACCAAUUUCUCAUCAAUCAAACAAAAUUUCUCCACCGGAACUAGCUCAAAGGCCACCACCACUGCACUUUUCUUCAACAAAUCUAAAUCCCAUCAAGAAUCGGCAAGGCCAACGAAAAUUCAGGAACUAACCGUGUACGAGAUCAACGAGCGAGACCGAUCGAGUCCGGCUGUUCUCAAACUGAGUCAAAAACCAGUCAACGCGCUCGGCGACCUUGUGCCUUUCACUAACAAGCUCUACAGCGGAGAUUUGAAGAAGAGAUUGGGCAUAACCGCAGGUCUCUGCGUCCUGAUCCAGCACGUGCCGGAGAAAAAGGGGGACCGUUACGAGGCCAUCUACAGCUUCUACUUCGGCGAUUACGGCCAGAUCUCGGUGCAGGGAUCGUAUCUGACUCACCAGGACACCUUCCUGGCCGUCACCGGAGGAACGGGGAUUUUCGAAGGGGUGUACGGACAAGUCAAAUUGCAACAGCUGGUAUUUCCUUUUAAGCUGUUCUACACUUUCUACUUGAAGGGAAUAGCAGAUUUGCCGGCCGAUCUUGUGUGGACGUCGGUGCCUCCGGCACCGACCAUCGAGCCAUCCUCGAAUGCGAAGGCACUGGAGCCUAACGCCUGUAUCCCCAACUUCACCGAUUAAUGCUCUGUUUGGCUGGCUCUCUCGGCGAACUAGCUGAAGGUUUUUUUUUGUGUAUUAGAGUAUUAAGCUAGUUCAUGCUGAAAUUAAAUAAUCUGAGAGAUCAUAUAAAUGUAAUACAGCUGUUGCGGAUUCAAUUAUAUCUUUGUGUGUGUUUUUUUUGAUGAAUUUAAUUAAUGCAUUUUGCCA
Messenger RNA from Tripterygium wilfordii, 1053 nucleotides. RefSeq names its product allene oxide cyclase, chloroplastic-like. The record is from RefSeq and is a predicted model, not a curated record. Lineage: Eukaryota; Viridiplantae; Streptophyta; Magnoliopsida; Celastrales; Celastraceae. The transcript is spliced from 2 exons. Gene Ontology annotation, biological process: jasmonic acid biosynthetic process. Gene Ontology annotation, molecular function: allene-oxide cyclase activity. Bases 103 to 867 code for a protein of 254 amino acids.